GUGGACCAAGUGAUCGGAGAUCGAAGACCCUCUUUAGCUAAUGACCGUAACAAUCUACCUCUCGUUCAGGCUGCGAUUUUAGAAGCGCUCAGGGUAGAAAAAAACAUGGUCCCCAUGGCAGUACCUCACGUUGCCCUCCACGGUAGAACGCUACAGAGUCAGUCCACGUGGAUCCCAAAUGUUGGGAAGACCCCACUGUCUUUAAUCCGUACCGCCAUACUGACGCAGAAGGUAACCUGGUCACAAACCAAGGUAAUUUUUGUCCAGUUUGCGCUGGUGAAUCUGGCUAAAAUUGAGCUGUUUCUGUUCGUGUCGUGGCUGAUUCACAACUUUACUUUCAUUGCAGCGGAAGGGCAUACUCCAAAAGUAAAGGCAGUCUUUGUCCAGUUUCCUGUUUGUUUUAAGAUUCGUGCUAUCAAACGAUGGUGA
This is a messenger RNA of Porites evermanni, 429 nucleotides long. Lineage: Eukaryota; Metazoa; Cnidaria; Anthozoa; Scleractinia; Poritidae. The record is from the annotation of a GenBank genome assembly.